Messenger RNA from Aspergillus novofumigatus IBT 16806, 982 nucleotides. RefSeq names its product 60S ribosomal eL36 domain-containing protein. Gene Ontology annotation, molecular function: structural constituent of ribosome. The record is from RefSeq and is a predicted model, not a curated record. The transcript is spliced from 3 exons. Lineage: Eukaryota; Fungi; Ascomycota; Eurotiomycetes; Eurotiales; Aspergillaceae. Gene Ontology annotation, biological process: cytoplasmic translation. The coding region runs from base 1 to 519 and encodes 172 amino acids. Gene Ontology annotation, cellular component: ribosome; cytosolic large ribosomal subunit.
AUGCGGGCAAGGGCGCUGUACGGAUGUAGGUCAGCCACCCUAGCCCUAAGCCCUAAUCGCUCGCCUACGCACCAACGCGGGCGACCAACCAAAACUUUGCAAACUCCAUCGCGAUUCUAUCCGCACCGACGACCGUCGACUCGCCAACUUCCUUCCAGCAACCACCGUCGUCGCCAAACCCCAGUCACAACCGUCGAGAUGGCGCAGGAACGUUCCGGAAUCGUGGUCGGUCUGAACAAGGGCCACGUACAAAACCACCCUCUCAACACCCCCAAGACCCGGGUCAGCCGCACCAAGGGCCAGUCUUCCCGCCGCACUGCCUUCGUCCGUGACAUCGCCCGCGAGGUUGUCGGUCUUGCCCCCUAUGAGCGUCGUAUCAUCGAACUUCUGAGAAACACUCAGGACAAGAGAGCUCGUAAGCUCGCCAAGAAGAGGCUCGGUACCUUCUCCCGUGGCAAGAGAAAGGUUGAGGACAUGCAGAGAGUCAUCGCCGAGUCCAGACGUGUGGCUGGUCACUAAAUUCGUUUUUCCUUCCUCUGAAAAUGUGUUUAUUAUCGCCAGAGAACGAGAUAACGAAAUUUAAGUGAGAUCGUUUCGGUUGCUGAGUUGGCGCAUGGAACCAGGAAUUGUUGUCCGUAACAUUCAAUCCGUCAAAAAGUCCAAUGGAAGGGACAAGAAUCAUGAUGCAAUAGGCAUGGACUAAAUACCAAAAUGGAUCUCUUGAAUCUAAUGCAACUGGGAGUUUUUCGGGCUGGUCUUACGGCCUCGGUGACUUUGAACCUAACACUACUUUUAUUCUAUCGGAAUGCUUUCUCUCUGAUCGAUCCACCUGUCACGCGGAUAUAAUUCUUUGCCAACGCUCUUCUGUUUCUCAUCGCUGGCAGCAAAUGCAUUGCGGAGAUUCCGUAAUGUCGUCAACGUCUACCGUCAUCUUUAUGCACUCGACUUCCAUGGCAUCAAGUCGACGGCGAAAGCCGAGCAU